UCUGUUCCGUACUGGGGUGUGCGGGCCAGGCGGGGCGGGGCGGGUGCGAUCUCGGAAGCCGGAAGUGUUGCAGUUCCUGAAGAGGGCGAAUCGAGCGCGGACACCAGAAGCUGUGGAAUAUUGACCAAGCACCUUCGGCUUUGUGUCUAAUCAUUUAGAAUGGCAUACCCUGGCUACCCCUCAUCUGGCUAUCCAGCCUAUCCUCCAUCAGACGGGCAGUCUGCAUAUCCCCAAGGCGGUGGGCAGUACCCCUACCCAGCAGCUGGUGGUGGCGCCUACCCGCCAGGGCCUGGUGGCGCCUACCCGCCAGGAGCUGGUGGUGGCGCCUACCCGCCAGGGGCUGGUGGUGGCGCCUACCCAGCAGCUGGGGCUGGGGGCUACCCAGCUGGACCAGGAGGGAGCUACCCAGCGCCACCAGGUGGGGGCUACCCAGCCGGACCAGGAGGAGGCUACCCAGCGGCUCCAGGAGGAGGCUACCCAGCAGCACCAGGUGGGAGCUACCCAGCGCCACCAGGUGGAGGAUACCCCCAGGCACCAGGUGGAGGAUACCCCCAGGCACCAGGUUGGCCUUCUCAGGGUGCUGGGGGCACAUACCCAGCAGCAGCUUCGGGGGGCUACCCUGCACCUCCAGGUAACCAACCCGCAUGGGGAGCUGGUGGAUCGGGAUUCCCCUCCUAUCCAGCAGGUCCGGGCGGCACUGCCCCUGGAGCUGCUCCUGGCUACGGAGCUCCUGGCUAUGGCGGAUGUCCUCAGCCUGCUGGCCAAAACUACUCGGGAGGCGGGGCCCCACCUGCAGGUGGGUAUCCGUCUGGACCUGUGCCUGGUGCAGGAGGUGUUCCAACUGGCCCCAUCCCAGCUCCUUCACAGCCUUCAAUGCCAAACAUCGGAGGCUUGUCAAUAGGAGGUGGGACACAGGGCACCAUCAAACCAGUUGCCAACUUCAACGCGCAGAGCGACGCUGAAAUUCUGCGGCAAGCCAUGAAGGGAGCUGGGACCAAUGAACAGGCAAUAAUCGAUGUGGUUGCCAAUCGCUCCAAUGACCAAAGACAGAAGAUUAAGUUAGCAUUCAAGACCUUGUAUGGCAAAGAUUUGAUCAAAGACCUGAAAUCGGAACUUAGUGGAAACAUGGAAGAAAUCAUUAUCGCCCUGUUCAUGCCUACCACCUACUAUGAUGCUUGGAGUCUCAGGAAGGCAAUGGAGGGAGCUGGAACGCAAGAUCGGGUGCUCAUUGAAAUCCUCUGUACGAGGAACAAUCAGGAGAUCCGAGAGAUUGUGCGCUGUUAUAAGGACGAGCUAGGAAGAAAUUUGGAGAAGGAUUUGAAGAAAGACACCAGUGGCCAUUUCAAGAGAUUGCUUAUCUCGAUGUCACAGGGCAACCGUGAUGAGACCCAGACGGUGGACAUGCAGAAAGCAACAGCAGAUGCUGAGAGGCUGUUCCGCGCAGGGGAAGGGAAGCUGGGCACAGACGAGUCCACCUUCAACAUGAUUCUUGCGACCCGCAGCUUCCCCCAGCUCAAGGCAACCAUUCAGGAGUAUGGGCGGCUGGCUAACCGUGAGCUGAUGAAGGCCAUUGACCGGGAGUUCUCAGGAGACGUCCGUGCCGGGAUGCAGGCCAUUGUGCAAUGUGUUGUCAACCGUCCUGCCUUUUUUGCCGAGAAGCUCUACAAGUCCAUGAAGGGGCUGGGAACCAGUGACUCCACUCUCAUCCGAGUCAUUGUCACUCGCAGUGAGAUCGACCUUGUCCAGAUCAAGCAGGCAUUUUGGGAGAAGUACCAGAAGACCCUGCGUAUGAUGGUGGAGAGCGACACCAGUGGAGACUACAAACGCAUGCUGCUUUCCAUCAUCGGGAACUAAACUUCAAAAACAGGAGCUUCUGGGUGCCUCCUUGAAUCCAUUACUUGAAGGAGAAUGAGACAAUAUUCCCUUUCACCAUCAAACACAUUACAAAUUUAUACGAGUCAAAAAUCCUAACUACCUAAAGUGGCAUUUAUUUUACUCCCCGCACAAAAUGAUGGAGGAACUGAGAAGACGAUCAGCAGCUCCUACCUACCCAUUCAUUCACCCAAACACUUCCUGCCAAGAGCCACUCUUGUUAAUACUAGAAAAAGAUCUGCUGUUGAAAUGAGAUCCUGGGAUGCAGUUGGGAACUAAUUAAAAAAUUAUUCCAAUUUCCUAUCUCGGCCUAAUGGAAGAUGAUCAGACAGCAGAUGCUGAGGAAUGGUUGUGCCAUUCACUGAUCAGUUUAAUGAUUUGGUUUAAGUUGAUUGUACUGAAAUUCACAUUCUGUUAGAGGCGUAGUUGUAGAACACUACACCACAGAAACAGGCACUUUGACCGAUGCUGACCUCUUAAUCUGCCUAGUGCCAUUAAUCAGCACCCGGACCAUAUCCCUCCCAUUCGUCUGCGUAAUCCAAACUUCUCUUAAAUGUUGAAAUUGAACCCACCUGCACUGGCAGCUCGUUCCACGCUUUCUUCCCCCCUCUGAGUGAAGUUCCCCUUUAUUUUUGCCUUAAACAUUUCACCUUUCACCCUUAACACAUGAACUCUAGUUGCAGUUUUACCCAACCUCAGUGAAAAAAGCCUGCUUGCUUUUACCUAUUGUACAAAUAGUCCCAAGAGUCAUCAUUAAUCCAGUAUUCUAAGCCUGCAAAAUUUCAUCCUUCCCUCAGCUUGUGCUGUUACAGCAGAUACCAAGUAACAAUUCUCAGUACUUUCUCCGUCAGUGCAGAUCUUGCACAAGAAAGAUUUUAUGCUUUUGCCCAGGCCAUUGAGUGUACCGUGUUACUUUUAAUUGAAUUGAUUUGCUUGUGAUCUUGAUGAGAAGAAAUACUGUCUGGUCUCUGUAAAGUUACAAUAUUUAAGUUAGGAUUCUGCCCCAGGAGUCCAUUGUAUUUUUGUUUAAAGUCACUGCAUAAUUGUUUUGAAGCCUGUGUGUCCCGAAAAUGUAAAUGUUGAAAGGUUGCAGCUUUUCUCCCUGAAAUAGUUAAUGCUUGACAAGUGUGUGUCUUCCCUCUAAAGUGAGUAGAGUGUGAGCUCAGUGGUCUGGGAGAAAGUGAACUCCUUGGGUCAAAAGGUUCCUUUCACCCAAACCAUCCGCUGAGAUUAUGCAUGAGAGGGAACUGCUCAUGUUUUAUCAGAUUCUCUGAGAAACAAUCUGGUACCAAUCCAAAGGUAUUCAGCCCACUGCUUUUGCUCCACACACUUUCUGCAACCUGAUCACCUCAAGUAGGGUGAUCUGAUGAAUUAUAUCCAAAGCCAUAUAUUUCCUUGCUAAAAUUAACCUACCAUAUAUUCAGUGCCUGCUUUGUGCCUUGCGAAACAAAUGCAAAUUAUUUUUAUAUAUAUUUGUAGUGUAGAAUAUAAGAACAAUUAACCAUGUCUCUGCACUUCGGUUGUGAUUGCAACUGUAUUUCAGUGAAGUGAGCUCAUUUGUUAGUCCUGCUUAACAAAUUUGCCAUGAAUUAAUAUUUUUCUUUAAACUGAUUAAUAUUUAUAAAUUUCCAUAGGUCACUUGUGAAGUUUCUGGUCCUCAUUUUAGUUUUAAUUCUUCCAUUUAUUUGAUUUGUGAUCACCACAGCCUGAGCAGUGAUCAGGUAAUAAAAUCUCACAGAUUGGCCCUCACACUGUUGCCAUACCCCUCCCUACACCUGGCCAACAGCUCUGGGCUCGGACAACUGCAACAAAAAGUCUCCGUGACCCAAAGUGGAUAUUCUGUGCAGGGCCCUGAGCUCUGUCCCAGGUAGUAAAGAUUAUGAAAGAAACUCAGCUACAAAGCCUGCUGUAAUCAGCAAACACUACUCACUGACAAAGAGAACAAGCUCUUCUGUUCUUGUGCAAAGUGCUGGAAAAGCCAAGUACAACAGCAGACUCUCUGCUGGGCUGUCUUGUUCACCAUGAAGAAAGCUGUAACACCACCCCACCCCCCCACCCCCAGCCCAGGAAAUGACAUUGGAGCUCAGGAUCAUUUCCACUGGCAAUCAUGUGGAUGCUUGGUGAGGGUAGAGCUUCACUGAGAGCUGAUUCGGUCUGUGGUAGAAGUGUCAAUGUUAGGAAAUUAAGCCCACAUUCCUGAAGCUUUCAGCAGCCUAAACUUGCAGCUCAUUAAAUAUGUACAACGUAUCAUCUCAGUUUAUCAUUGUCCAAGUUUAUUGAAUUGUUAUAAUUAUGUACUAACUUUGACAGUGACAAUUAUGCAUGUUUGUUUAGAAAAAAAAUCACAUUGGUUAAAAAAAACAGUGGAAUCAUUGUAAAUGGUGCAGUAAUGAGAAGCACUUGAAGAAUUUCCAUGGUUUCCCUUAAGUUGUUUCUUGGAGUAUUUUGCCAAUAAUUACAGAAAUAAAAAUAUAACAUUCUCGAA
Messenger RNA from Mobula hypostoma (lesser devil ray), 4357 nucleotides. RefSeq names its product annexin A7-like. The transcript is spliced from 13 exons. Gene Ontology annotation, molecular function: calcium ion binding; calcium-dependent phospholipid binding. Gene Ontology annotation, cellular component: cytoplasm; nucleus. Lineage: Eukaryota; Metazoa; Chordata; Chondrichthyes; Myliobatiformes; Myliobatidae. The record is from RefSeq and is a predicted model, not a curated record. The coding region runs from base 160 to 1854 and encodes 564 amino acids.